AUGGAGUAUCAUGAGCAGGUAAGAGCCGAGCAGCUCAGAUUUAUCUUUUAAAAGGCUACAGUGAAUUUGUAUUACAAGACAUAAAAAUGUUGUUCUUUAUCUGAUCAGGCCACAAUCUGAAGUUUUCUUUUGCACUUUUUUCGUAAUUGUCUGACAAAAAGUACAAUUUUAUUAUUUUUGUAAGGAAUGCAAUCUUCUGUUUUCUCAGUAUAGAAUCUGUAAAUUUAGUUCAGUAACUUGGAAUAAGUGAAAUUCUGAGAUUGUCAUCUCAUGAUUAAUGUACUUGUAAUGUUUUCUAGUGAUACAUCCUGCAUUAUUAUAUUUUUAAAUGAAAUUUAUGAAGUAGACACCUUUUACUUAGAGAAAAAUUACUGGGCACAUUAAGCUUCAACAAAGCAAGACCGAGAUAUCACAAAAACUGCUUUUUCAUGCCUUAAAAACAAAUAAUACAAAGUGUUUACCUUAUUAUAAUGAUAAGCUAUAUGAAACAUUACGGAAAAGGUGAGACAGCAGAUAGAAAUGCGGUUAAACCUGCUCUUGGUCUUGGCUGGGAGUGGAGGCGUGCAGGGUGGGGACUUCUUUAUUAUUGUCUAACUGUUUGUCGUGUUUUGUCAUGUUUUGCCCCGAUCACAGGUUGAGGAUGUUCUUGCCACAGCCAAAUUUGGAGACCUGAUACAGUUUUCCUACCCCAUAGGAUAUUCACACUGGGGCGUGUAUGAUGAGGACGGAUUUGUCAUCCAUUUUGCUGUAGCAGGUGAAUAUGAUAAUGUGCACAAUUGAAACAGUAUUUCAAUAAGUACACUCAACAAAGAAAGCAUGACACCCCAGUUUAGAGAAGCCAACUUCAUUACAUUGAAAGUUCAUGAACUGUGUUUCAAGUACAUUUGUUCUCACUUGAAGUGCACUGAACAAACAGUUUUCUGUACCUGUCAAAAAAUGUACUUUGAACUCUUAUGUAAUUGAUGUAUGAAAGACAAUCAAAUGUUUGCAUAAUAUUAGCACUAUGACAGUUUAUUUUUCCAGCCCUUUGUGAAGCAUAUUUUUGGUUCAUUUCAAACGUUUCUGUAACUUAAAUACAUCUCCAGAAUUAUCAAAAAAAAAAAAUAAGGGGAAUUUGCUUCUAAAUGAGAGGAUGAUUGGUCAGAUGGGCAUCAGGUCAGGAUGCUGAAAAAACAAUGCUUAGAAAAAAUAUGGCCCAAAAAAUUAAAUAAACAGCUAGUUUACCUGAAUGAUGAUGUUUCGAACCACCUGCUGCUGAAAUUUGUGUUUCUCUGGCUGCAGAUUUAUUCAACCAACUUGUACAAACAGACAAAAAGUCCUGCUACAGCCCCUUAAAACAGCUCAAUGUGAUAUUCAUUCAUGGUUACCAACCUCAAAUGCCAAUCUAACGUCCCAUAUUAAAGAUUUCUAUAUAUAAGUAUAAAAAGUUUCAAAAAAGUGUGUUUUGCUACUUAAAUUAUGACAAUUAUUUUAACAUCUUGGCUGGUUUGUAAAAGUCACACUAAUCCUGAAGUGUUUGUAUUUUUCCUAAUGACCAGAAAUCUGAUGCCAAAGACAUCUAUGAGGGAAUCAUUCAAGUUCACACUGACACUUUACAUUUUUGAAAUAAUCUUUAAGUCUUCUUAUACUGCUGGUUUCAUGUCUUCUGAAAAACACAGGAUGUUGAUUUUGUAAAGAAUGGGCCCAUGUAAGGAACACUGAGAACAAAACAUGGUCUGCUUUGGGCACAAAUGCAGUGUUAUCAACAUGUUGUUACUGUUCUCUACAAAGGUAGCAGGGCAACUCCACAAGAAACCACUGCAAAAACUGAGCUAGAGUUUUAUCUUGCCAUAAAAAAGUCAAAAUGAGCUGAUAUUAAGCUAAAUGUACCUGAAAAGUCUAAUUAAAUGUCUUGUUGCAAGAAAUUAAGACCGGAAUUGUCUGAGAUGAGUGAAAACAUCUGCCAAGAUGAGUAAGAAUAAUGUUUUGAGUUUUUGAAAUCAUGACAUUAUUUUGAGUUUGCUCACCUCAAUAGCAGAUUUUUUUACUCAAAAUGAGAAGGUGAGGCCUUUUUAUUCUGUUUGUAAUAUCUUUAAAUAUGAUAUUUACGUGGACCUGCCAAGUAAAGGUGGCUCAAACCAAGUCUAAAGAGAUUUUUUACUUUUCAUAAAUGAACACUUGCUCAGUCCUGAGAUGUUGUGUGUCAACAUGGUCACCUUGAGCUUCAAAACAGGAUAGUUAGUGCUAAAAUGUCAAACUCUGGGCUUUAAAAUGUUAGUCUUAUAGACUGUUUAGCAAGAUGGAUCACAGCGCCCUAAAAAUAAGGCCAAAAUAUUUAGACCAGUUCCAACCCAGUCACCAACUGACCCCUGCAUGGGUCAUAAUGCCUGCUUCCCUAAUUUCAACAGAUGAGACAAGGGUCAAACUAGAAAAUCAAGAUCUGAGUCAUUUUCCUGAAUGCAUUUUAAGGGUAGAAGGAAAAGAGUCAUUUUAUCAGAUUGUCGCACGUCCUCAAGGUCAACUGUGUCUCUUUAUUUUCAGAGGAGGGGAAGUUAAUGAACAAAGUGCGGACCUCCCUACAAGCAAUGUUCCCUGUAUGUGGAGACCUGCUUCUGGGAUCAACAAAGAUACGCAGGAUGCCCCUUGGAGAGGUGACCGUCCCAGAGGGAGCCCACGUCUCAAUCAGUAACAACGGCCACGCCCUCAGAGCAACAGCAACCGAAGAUAUGAGGCGACGGCGGGAUGGCCUCCUUGGUAAAGAGCUCACCUAUAAACUGCUCAGCCUCAACUGUGAGCACUUCGCCACCUUUAUACGCUACGGGAAAGCUGUCUGCAACCAGGUAAAUAUUCAGUCCUGUUUUUUCCAACUUUUCCAAAAUUGUGAUUUAUCAGUAAUAAUUUAAACUUUUGAGUGUGUAACCGAGCAGUAACCAGCAUUUUUCACCACAAGACCAAUGAAACCCUCUUUUGUUUGUCAUAUUUUAUUCCUACCCCAAGAAGUGAAAGAAAGAAACAAACUUUACUCCCAUAUGCAGUAGCUUUUAUACAACUUAAACCUCCCCCAAAACAUCAGAUAACUGUUCUUUUGAAAGAGUGGAGAGAGGAAUCUCUAACCGGCUUACUGUGGGGUUGAUUCACGACAGCUUUAAGACACAUUUCACAGUAUAAAUCCAGCUUCAAGGGCCACUUGUUCAGGAUAAAGAGAACAAACACUGUAAUGCUCAACGACACAACUCAUUGGUGUGUAAGUUGAGCCCCAGAAAGCCUUGGACUGUCUCCACCUCCUGAUUAUUGUAAAAAUAAUAAUGCCAAAGCAACUUUAACAGACUUUAUGAACAGAUGGAUGCACAACAAUGUUGGUCCUGGUGUGUUAUGCAGAAUGUUUUACUUUGCAAGAUCCCACCAUGCCAUGCUGAUCAAUAAUGGCCUUCAGGAGCCUCUUUUGAAUUUGUUUUUAUCCCUGCUUCAGAUUCCUGCAAAAGCCAAGAACGUGGAGUGUGUGGAGGCAACAAAAACUUUCCAAGAAAUCGUUGACUCAAAGGAAACGCAGGAAACCGUAAAAUCCAAGGAAAGACAGGCAAAAGCCCACUGGAAGGAAACAGAUUCUAUACCCCAUUACCCUUAA
Xyrichtys novacula (pearly razorfish) is the source of this 3604-nucleotide messenger RNA. The record is from the annotation of a GenBank genome assembly. NCBI's taxonomy places the organism in Eukaryota, Metazoa, Chordata, Actinopteri, Labriformes, Labridae.